Messenger RNA from Cadophora gregata, 1611 nucleotides. RefSeq lists its product as uncharacterized. The coding region runs from base 1 to 1611 and encodes 536 amino acids. Gene Ontology annotation, molecular function: carbohydrate:proton symporter activity. Lineage: Eukaryota; Fungi; Ascomycota; Leotiomycetes; Helotiales; Ploettnerulaceae. Gene Ontology annotation, cellular component: membrane. The transcript has a single exon. The record is from RefSeq and is a predicted model, not a curated record. Gene Ontology annotation, biological process: transmembrane transport; carbohydrate transport.
AUGGCAGAAGUGUCACGCUCCGACGACUUUGAGGGGUUGUCACUCCAGGAUGUUCUCCCGAAGCGCACAAAGCCAUGGUACAGAACUCCAGGCCUUCUGAAGCUCAACGUCCUCAUGUUGUGCGCGCUGCUCACCCAGAUCGCUUCAGGAUUCGACAGUAGUAUGUUGAACGGGAUGCAGUCUCUUCCCCAGUGGCAGGCAUUCUUCGGCACACCCACUGGUACUCGACUAGGCGCUAUGACAUUCGGUCCGACUGGUGGUAUCCUGAUCUCCGUUUUGGUAUCCUCGCAGCUCUGCGAGCGAUUCGGUCGUCGAUAUCCUAUCUGCGGUGGGUCUCUCAUCAUCAUAUUCGGAUCCAUUUUGCAGACUGCGUCUAUCAACUACGGCAUGUUUGUCGUCUCGCGUUUCUUCGUCGGCUUUGGCCUGGGAAUAGUGGCUACUGCAGCUCCUCCACUAUUGAGUGAGGUUGCAUACCCAGAACAUCGAGGCAAAUUGGUGUCUUUCUAUCUCACCACAUGGUCGCUCGGAUCACUCAUUGCUGCGUGGGUCACGUACGGAACUUUCAAGAUGACUGGGUCUUCAUGGGCCUGGAGAAUCCCCAGUGUGCUUCAAUGCUCCUUUUCCCUCGUCCAGGCAGUCCUCAGCUUGUUUGCACCAGAGUCGCCUAGAUGGCUGAUCUACAACAAUCGCCGGCAGGAAGCCUUGGAUAUGCUGAUCAAAUAUCACGCUGAUGGGGACGCCGACUCCAGACUGGUUCGCUUCGAGAUGGCUGAGAUUACCGCCACUUUGGAGAUGGAGAAGCUGCAAAAGAUGUCGAAAUGGUCGCAGUGGUUUGCCUCCAAAGGCAUGCGACACCGUUUGUUCAUUGCUCUCUUCAUUCCAGCUAUGCUGCAGGGGUCCGGGAAUGCUCUCACUUCUUACUACCUCGCUAAGGUCCUCGUCACCAUUGGAAUUACCAAUCACCGUACUCAACUCAUCAUCAAUGGGUGCCUAUCGCUCUGGAGUUUCAUCACUGCCGUUUUCGCUGCCACACUCGUCGACAGAGUUGGUCGUCGCCGUCUCUUCCUUCUUGGCAUGGGUGGCAUGGGCUUCUCAUACAUAAUCUGGACUAUCCUCUCUGCUCUAAACCAAGAUCGCCAUUUCAAAGACCACGGACUAGCUGCCGGAGUUCUCGUCAUGAUCUUCAUCUUCGGUCUCUGCUACCACCUCGUCUCACCCGUAGCUCCAACCUACAUCAUGGAAGUCGUGCCAUUCUCUCUGCGCUCAAAAGCUUCUAUGCUCUACCAACUGACUGGAAAUCUUGCCGGACUGUACAACAGCUUCGCCAAUCCUGUUGCCAUGGACGCCAUCGCCUGGCGCUACUACAUCGUCUGGUGCGUUGUCAUUGGCAUCAACUUCACGCUCAUCUACUUCUUCUUUCCCGAGACUAAAGGAAAGGCUCUCGAGGAGGUGGCGGUCCUUUUUGAUGGCCCGGAUGCUCUCACUUCUGGUGUCAAUGCCAUGAGAGAAUUGCAGCUGGAUGUUUAUGCGGAGAAGGCUGUAACGAUUGGAACGCACGCGGAAUAUGCAUCUGAUAAUCAUGGGAGUAAAUCUGAGAAGGGUGGAAAGUGA